GAACUUAUCCGUUGGACGCUCUAGUCCUCAGUCAAAGUUAUGUACGUCGCGAUGAAAAGACCCAUAAGUGCGUCGUACGUUCACCAGUGGGCCGACAUACGUGUGUCGUACGUUCGCUAGUGGGCCAUACGUGUGGCUCGUAGUCUCUUACGUUCACUGGUGGGUUGAUCAAUUUGCCUAGUAGCUUGGACGAUUGCCUUUUUAAGUACGGGCCCUCCAGUUGACGGAUCCUGCUCACUAAACUUACGACCAUACGGACUUUCUCGGAUAUUGCCCAUGCAGAUACUAAUUUGUGCAAAUGCACCGCCGCACUUGGCGUUGCUCGACCGCCGGCGGUGGUCCCCGGCGUGGGAUCGCCGGCGACCAGAUCAUCAUACGCGUAUGCACGCUCCGCGUCCACGUGAUAAAGAGCAAUCAAAGGGAAUAGUAUAUUGCAAAGCCAAAGAAACACAAGAAACAGUUGACAGGAGGAGCGGUGGAAAAGACGAACCGCGGGACAUGGAAGAAAUGGUCAAUACCAUCAGAGUAAUGCUAAGGACAAUGGGCGAUGGGGAGAUAAGUGCUUCUGCCUAUGACACCGCGUGGGUCGCACUUGUGAAGAAUCAUAACGGCAGCGACAGCCCACAAUUCCCCUCGACCAUUGAUUGGAUCUCUCACAAUCAGCUGCCAGAUGGUUCAUGGGGUGAUGACUUGUGCUUUCUAGUUCAUGAUAGGCUCCUCAACACCCUAGCUUGUGUGAUUGCGCUGAUGGAGUGGAAGGUUCAUGGUGACAAGCGUGAGAAAGGUUUGUCGUUUAUUCGGGAAAAUAUAUGGAGGCUGGCCCAAGAGGAAGAGGCAUGGAUGCCAGUUGGUUUUGAGAUCACCUUCCCCUCACUUUUAGAGAUAGCCAAGGACUUGGCUCUUGACAUCCCUUAUGAUGACCCUGCUUUGCACAAGAUAUAUGCCCAAAGGGAGCUAAAGCUUAAGAAGAUCCCAAGAGAAAUACUUCACUCCCUACCAACAAGUUUGCUUCUUAGCAUAGAGGGACUGCGAGGCUUGGACUGGAAGAGGCUCCUCAAGCUCCAACUUUCAGAUGGAUCCUUCCUAUCCUCACCCGCUGCAACGGCCUAUGUUUUGAUGCAAACGGGCGACAAGAAAUGUCUCGAGUUCCUUGAUGGAAUUGUUAGCAAAUUCCAUGGGGGAGUCGACCGGUUGGAGCGGCUAGGCAUAUCUUACUACUUCAAAACUGAAAUUGAUGAGUACUGCUUAGAAUACACCUUCAGGCAUUGGACUAAGGAAGGCGUGACAUACAACUGGCACAGCUCUGUGAAGGAUAUUGAUACCGGGUCAAUGGCUUUUCGUCUACUCCGGUUGCAUGGCUAUAGUGUCUCUCCAAGUAAGCAACAGGCAACUGAUGUUUCUGUUAUUUCUCAACUGAUGCUGUUGGUUCUUUAAUUCUUUUGAUAUCUGACUUUGAUCGUCAUUGGCACUUUGGGACUGAAUUCCCGAAUAAUCGAGUGCAGGGGUGGAUCUAGAAUAAGUUAGGAGGAAAGCUCAUCAUCUGCUUCCUCGUCGAGCCCAUAUACUUUACUUACCCAUCCCCUCUCUCCUCUCCAUGGGGAUCCAAUAUAAUGGGGUAGGUGUGGCUCGAGCCGCCCUGCACCGAUGUUCAAUUCGUCCCUGCUCGAGUGUAUAUCAUAUAGUCCCGUUAUCUACAGCUAGCCACACAUCCAUAACAUAAACACAGAUAAGAACGUUCACAUGAUGAAUAAUUAAGUAAGAGGGAGGCAGCGUUAUUUGCAGAUUUUGGAUGGAUGGAGCCUGGCAGCUGGGUGUGGUGGUUGGGUUAAAUUUGUGAUGUUGGAAGGUCCAAGUACAUGAUCCAUUUCAAAGCCUUGUUACACAACAGGAAACAGGCGAAGUGGUUGGCCAUCGUGCUCGGUCUUGUCAGCAUGCAAGCUUUCCUAUGUCGGGAAUAGUCUCAUAUUUGUUGAUUAGGGAUUGAACCAACUUAAAAGUAGAAGAGUUUCUUUAUCUCUUGAGCUAGUUUUUGGGUGUAGUAAAGCUUUCUCCUAGUUAGACCAAUGUCUCCUAGUUUUGAACCAACAGACUUGGUAUGUGGAGUAUGGAUGUUGGAUAGUGAAAUCGGAGCUAUGGUCUAGGUAAUUAAGAUAUAUGCAGAUGCAAGAUAUGGAAGGACACACUGGGAUAUGGCCAUAUGGCGAAGAAUUGCUGUGAUUGGCACCGGUGACUGAACAGAACAAGGUGAUGCGCUGCAGAGCUCAGCUCGUUGAGAUUUACAACUUUCAUGUGAAGUAUAUCUCUAUACGAGGUUGCUUGAAAAAUUCAAAAAUUUAAAUUUUCCCUCAUUCAUAACGUUUUGUAACUACCAAGCUUCACCGAUAA
Molecule: messenger RNA, 2385 nt
Organism: Oryza sativa Japonica Group (Japanese rice)
Lineage: Eukaryota; Viridiplantae; Streptophyta; Magnoliopsida; Poales; Poaceae
Source: RefSeq, a predicted model, not a curated record